Emericellopsis cladophorae is the source of this 582-nucleotide messenger RNA. RefSeq lists its product as uncharacterized. The transcript is spliced from 2 exons. The record is from RefSeq and is a predicted model, not a curated record. Bases 1 to 582 code for a protein of 193 amino acids. NCBI's taxonomy places the organism in Eukaryota, Fungi, Ascomycota, Sordariomycetes, Hypocreales, Bionectriaceae.
AUGCCUAGUUGGAGGGACGAGUACCUCACUUCCAUCAAGGAUGUCGAGCUAAAGACUCCGGUCAACAUGGAGCUGGUUCAAGCUUGCUCCCAGAUGGCGGAUCGCAUCUCUGCGUUGGAAGCCGUGAAAGUAGACCUAGAAUCGCAAAUCCCCAGCAAAAAGGCGACCAAGGGCAAGGCGCCAGCGCCAGAUGAUACCGAGACGGCGCAGGUUCGAUAUGAACUUGCAGAGGCGUUGCGCGCCAAGGGCGUGAGCGAUGCCCGCUUGCGAACGGCAGAGGAAGAACUCGGGAAACUGCGCAUCAAGACUAAGACCGAUGCAACAGCUUUGAAGAAACUAGAGUAUGAGAGAAACUCGCUUCGCACGCGCCUGAACGAUCUCCAGCAUGAGGCUAAUGCCAAACGGCAACAUCACGAGGGCUUCCAGGACGAAAUCGUCGCUUUGAACCUCCAGCUCGCCAUGGCCGACAAGGAAGUGGCCAGAGUCAAACAGGAAAACAAAGAGCUCAUCGACAGGUGGAUGAAGAGGAUGGGCCAGGAAGCCGACGCCAUGAACCUCGCUAACGAGGGCACUUCACGAUGA